AUGGAAGUUCGCAAUGCGGGCGCUCCAGUGAAGGCCGAAACAUCGCCAGGCUUACCCUCCCCCACACAGCCGCAGUCGUCCGAGUCACGGUGUUCAUCACCGUCGACAUCUUCCUCGCGCCAGAAGCGACCCUCCUCCGAUUCUGCCCCGCCACGCAAACGUGUUCGCCGUUGGCAUCAUCGCGGCUUCACCGGCUGCUCGACCUGUCGCCGGCGGCAUGUUCGCUGCGAUGAGGCUGCCCCGACCUGCAAGAAUUGCACUCGUCUGGGCCUCGAGUGCGAUGGCAUGCAGGGCCGGAUGACCUUUAAGGUGUACGGGCCUUCUCAGACCCCGCAAGCCAGCCAUUUAAGCGGGAAGCAGAAGAAGUCCGACAGCAGCCCAGAAUCCUCAGGCGAGUCAUGUGGCUCAGGAGCAGUCUCUGUGAAAUCGGAGAAGGUGAUGAAGGAAGAAUACGAGACCGUGGUGGUGUCUCCAACCACUCUGCCCCAAUGGACGGGCCAGACGCAGUUUAGCUUCCAGCAGCCGAUUCUACAGACCGAUCUUCGAUCAAUGGGCGUGCACUCCGCCGACGAUCAUUACUUUGCUCAUUUCGUCAAUCAGGUCUCGUGUCUGCUGAUCAUCUACGAGACCUCCCUCAAUGUCAAUCCGUAUCGCAGUGAUUUCCCCGAUUUCGCACAAUCAUCACCGUCCAUGGUGGCCGCCAUGCAAGCGUUGGGCGCUCUGCAUCUGGCGAAUACUUCGAGUGGGAUGGAACGGCAUGAGCACUUUGAACAGGCUAUUGGCAAGUAUGGGCAGGUCAUGAAGACUGUUCGGGACCGGCACGCGCUCCCCCACGGCCAGAUCGGAAUUCGGGACUUUGCCACCUGCUUGUUGCUCUGUCUCUUUGAGAUGAUGGAUUCCCAACACCAGAACUGGGAGAUCCACUUGAAGGGGGCCCGCGAAAUGUACAAGAUCCUCUUUUAUCCUCGGCCCGACAACCCUGCUGGGGAGGCACAGCGCAUCGCCGAGAUGAACCACCCUCUACGGUCCUUCCUUGUUUCUCUGCUGUCCUAUCUGGACAUGGCCGGUGCGUGUGCACGACCCCGCGACGCAGUUGCAACGAAAAGCUAUUGGAAGACGCUGGAAGGCGGGUGGGAGUACAAUCUAGGAAUCCCCAGUCUGUCCACCUCAUCCCUCCCGGAUGAUCCUCGUCUCCUUGAGCUGCGAAAGGCAUGGUCCCGCAUGAUGGAGGUCAAGGCCACCAUCAGCACAUUCGCCCGCGACAAGGCGCGGUUGAAUCCAGACCAGCAGGAUCUGAUCUACCGGGGCAUCUUCCAUCAGCUUGCCGCCUGGCGGGAAACCACUCCCAGCGGCCUCCAAUCUCUCGGAGACUUGGAGCUCACAGAGGAGAAUCUGCAAGCGUUCCCCAUGCCGGACAUGUUAGAGUACUACGGAUGCGUAGAGGCGUACGAAAAGGCGACUCUGGUUCAUCUGCAUCAAGUUGCGGGCGCAGGUCGACCCAACUGGAUCACCGACCGGGCGUACCUCGAUUCUUUGAUCACCCGGAUCGUGGCCCUGAUUCGCAAGUUGACCAAGGACGUCGGCCAACUGGCCGUGUUGUGGCCGCUCUUCAUUGCCGGUCGGGAGACGCGCAAGAGCGAUGAACAGCAGUUUGUGCAGCGCACCAUGCAUGACUUGAAACGAUUUGGUUUCCGCAAUGUCGAUAAAGCCUUGGAGAUUCUCGAAGGCAUCUGGUUCAAGCGACGCGCUUUUCCGGAAGGAUGGACGGAGACGCUGGAAGAGAUCCAAACGAAUAUUCUCCUCCCAUGA
Messenger RNA from Penicillium oxalicum, 1809 nucleotides. Its product is annotated as Zn(II)2Cys6 transcription factor. The record is from RefSeq and is a predicted model, not a curated record. Gene Ontology annotation, cellular component: nucleus. NCBI's taxonomy places the organism in Eukaryota, Fungi, Ascomycota, Eurotiomycetes, Eurotiales, Aspergillaceae. The coding region runs from base 1 to 1809 and encodes 602 amino acids. Gene Ontology annotation, molecular function: zinc ion binding; DNA-binding transcription factor activity, RNA polymerase II-specific; transcription cis-regulatory region binding. Gene Ontology annotation, biological process: positive regulation of transcription by RNA polymerase II. The transcript is spliced from 2 exons.